Molecule: messenger RNA, 2062 nt
Organism: Gasterosteus aculeatus aculeatus (three-spined stickleback)
Lineage: Eukaryota; Metazoa; Chordata; Actinopteri; Perciformes; Gasterosteidae
Cellular component (GO): plasma membrane
Source: RefSeq, a predicted model, not a curated record
UGUCAUCAUUUACUUGUAAGACAAAGACCUUUUAAUCCACGUCCCAAAUGAUGGCUUCAUUUUAACACACAGACUCAAAACCGCUCCAGUCACAUCACGUGGUUCUAAACCGGCGACGAGAAAGUCAGAGCAAACAAUGACGUCAUGUCCUGAAGUCCCGGCCGCGCCCCCUGCAGGCGGCGCGUGAACUACACGACGGAAAAACACGCACCGGCCGUCCGGACAGUGCACGUGCGCGUCGGUGCGCACGUCGGGCGUGAGUGAUGGAUGAAGAUGUUCCAUCGCGCGUGACCGCGGCAGCUGAAGUGUCCCCCGCUGUUUAUCAUCAUCAUCAUCACCAUCACUAUGUAAGGAUAUUUAUACGUCAUGGAAACAGGCCGAGAGUCUGCUGAGAAGCGCGCACACGCACACACACACGCGCGCGCGCGCGCGCGCAGAGUCCGUCCCUUUUAGUUAUUUUUAGUCUAAAGUCAACACCGCUCACAGCUUAAUGACUCCACUGAAUUCCUUCCUGUUCUUUAUUUCAUCUAACAGAACUUUUCCGUUGAAUAAAAUAUAAACAACACUGUGACAACACGACGUCGCUGCGCUACAUCAUCCUUCUAGAGUGGAGCAACAGCAGCUCCUGCAUGUCAGAUGUUCCACAUUAAAGGUCACGUGAUGCUGAUCGCAGCCUUGUCAAUAGUUAUUAUUAAUGAAACGUUCUCUAUGUUCUUCUCUCCUCAGUUGCACUUGUUCCUUCUUUCAUCUUCAUCACUUUCACUUUCUUCUCCCUUCUGCCUGUUUUUCCUUCUCUUCAUAUCCAGCUCUCAAUGAAUCCUCCCUUAAAUGAGAUAUAACUGACCUCUCCUCUCCUCACCCAAUUCCUCCCCUCCUUUCCUUUAUUCUGCCCCCUUACCUCCUCUCCUGCUUCCUCACCUCCUCCACAACUCCCCUCUCCCUCUCUCUCUCUCUCUCUCUCUCCAGCUGAUCUUCCAAACUUGGUCAUGUUCUUCGUUCUGCAGCAGAGCUUUAAACAUCUGCCCCCCCCUCGGGUCUCCACUGUGUGUGCAGUGUAUCUGGACCCUCUCAGGAGAAGGUCAUGGCUCGCUGCAGGAGUUACUUACGAGGACUCGCCAUCUGUGUCACUGUGCUGCUACUGGUGUCCGGCGUGGUGAUGAUCGGCGUCGGGUUUUCCUCCAUCGAGGGCAACACACCGGUUGCCGAGCUGUUCGAGCAGCUCUCCACCAGCGGCGGCCUGAUGGUGCUGAAGGUGUUCGGCCUGGUCACCGUGGUUCUGUCCGUUCUGGGUGUCUGUGCUACGUCACUGCACCACAAGCCUCUGCUGCUGCUGUUUUCUGGGCUGAUAUUCGUGGAGUUCGUGGCUCUGAUGGUCGUCGCCUCCCCGCUGGUUCAGGUCCAAGCCCAGAUGGACGGCGCGGUGGACGAGGUGUUCCUGAACGUGACGCCCCUCCACCGAGCGGAGCGCUACAUCCAGAGCGAACUGAGCAAGCUGCAGGCCUCCGACUCCUGCUGUGGCUUGAGGAGUUUUGAGGAUUGGGAGAAUCAACUUCCUGUCUCUUGUUUUUGCAAACCCGCCGUCUCCAACCGGCAGCCGAGCUCUCAGUCCGGUAACGUGAGCUCGGGGGGUUCCUGUGUGCUGGUGGGCAGUGACCUUUACCCUCCCACCUCUCAGGUCUCCGACCGGCUGUGGGUUCACUCCGAGCCCUGCGGCCCCAUCCUGAAGAGCUACCUGAGCUUCCCCAUCAAACUGAGGAUAGGAAUCAUCUCGGCCUUCACCACCAUCGCGAUGGCGGCCGUGGCGCUCUGCCUGGCGCUCGGCCUGGAGGAGUACUGGACGCCCCCCCCGGUGGAAACCACGGUCGACGACUUCGACAGAGUCAAGUACCAACCCAAACCCUCCCUCACCUGACCUCUGACCCCGGACCCUCGAAACCAGGGACCCGUCCAGCCUGAGCUCCAUGAAGCUGUUCAUGCGGAGGGAAUAAAUAAGAGUCCUAAAGAAGGAACGGAGCAGCCUGUGACUGAAUGUUUGAUAUUAAUAAAGUUUAUUUUAUCACGG